CGUGCUCCGCGUGACGCCGCCCACUCUCCCUACGCAGAGUUAGAUCCGGCUGAGUAAUGGAGAACGGCAGCAGCAACGGCGGCGAGGCGCUUCCCAACGGGAACGGGAAGGCGGUGCAGGCGCUGCAGCGGAGCUUCGGCGAGGUGCAGGGGAUCCUGGAGCACAACCGGAUGCUGAUCCAGGAGAUCGGCCAGAACCACGAGUCGCGCGACGCGGGCGGGCUCAGCCGGAACGUCGCCCUCAUCCGCGAGCUCAACAGCAACAUCGCCCGCGUCGUCGGCCUCUACUCCGACCUCUCCACCUCCUUCUCCGGCUCCCUCCUCGCCAAGGGCCCCGACGACGCCGCCGCCGCCAACAAGAGGCCGCGCCCUGCCCAGUAGAGUACAACUGUAGAAGAAACAGUCCUCUUCUUCUUCUCUGUUCAGAUUUAGAUUCAGAUUCGAGACGUGUUUCUUUUUCUUGAUGUGUUAUUUUAGCGGGCGUUGAGCUGAGGUAUGGACAGGGCAGCUUGUAGUCAAACGGAGAUGCAGGCAGCAGCGCACAACUGUAUCAGGGGAUGCAAAGACUAGUUAGUCUCUCAAGAUAAAUGUUUGGUUACUUAUAA
Messenger RNA from Lolium rigidum, 604 nucleotides. Its product is annotated as protein ELF4-LIKE 3-like. Gene Ontology annotation, biological process: positive regulation of circadian rhythm; entrainment of circadian clock. The record is from RefSeq and is a predicted model, not a curated record. NCBI's taxonomy places the organism in Eukaryota, Viridiplantae, Streptophyta, Magnoliopsida, Poales, Poaceae. The transcript has a single exon. The coding region runs from base 57 to 380 and encodes 107 amino acids.